This is a messenger RNA of Plectropomus leopardus (leopard coralgrouper), 1599 nucleotides long. RefSeq names its product BRO1 domain and CAAX motif containing (gene brox). Lineage: Eukaryota; Metazoa; Chordata; Actinopteri; Perciformes; Serranidae. The record is from RefSeq and is a predicted model, not a curated record.
GUUUAUUUCCGGAAGUAACUUGUUGUCUGUCUGUCAGACUUUCCAUACGGAUCAUCAAAUCUCCAGCGCCGGAACGAUAGGUGUGUCCUCGGCACAGGAUGGCUCACUGGUUCCACAGAAACCCCCUGAAGGCUACAGCUCCUGUGUCCUUUAAUUUCUACGGAGUGGCAGGGAGCCCCGCUGCCAACAAGAUAUGCAAUGACCUGAGGACAACCAGGGCCAGACUGCUGGAGAUGUUCACCGAUGUCACCUGUAACCCUGAGAUCAUGAAAAAUGCCACAGAUGCAUACUUCUCCCUCCUCCAAGGCUUUAUCAUAUCCUUGGAUGGAACUACACAAGAGAACAAGAUGAGGUUCAUCCAGAACUUCAAGUGGACUGACACUUUACAGGGAAACACGCCAAGUGCCCAGCAGGAUGCAGUCUUUGAGCUGGUCUCCAUGGCCUUCAAUGUAGCCCUCUGGUACACCAAGUUUGCCUCCAGACUAGCAGGGAAGGAGAACGUAACGGAGGCUGAAGCAAAAGAUGUUCACCGGAGCCUGAAAGUUGCUGCUGGUAUAUUCAAAACCCUCAAGGAGGUUCACAUCCCUCGUCUCAUCACCCCGGCUGAGAAGGGCCGAGACCUGGAGCCCAGAGCCAUCGAUGCGUAUAUCAUCCAGUGCCAGGCGGAGGCACAAGAAGUGACAAUUGCCAGAGCGAUUGAACUGAAGCACAACGCCACGCUCAUCGCAGCGCUGGCAUUUGAGACAGCAAACUUCUAUCAAAAGGCUGACCACACACUGAACACUCUGGAGCCGGAGUGCAGCAACAAAUGGAGGAAGUACCUUCAGCUGAAGCAGCACUUUUACAUGGCUUAUGCCUACUGCUACCAUGGACAGACACUGCUGGCUAGUGACAAGUGUGGAGAGGCUAUACGAUCUCUGCAGGAGGCAGAAAAGUGUUACUCCCGCGCCGAGGCGUUGUGUAAAGAGUACCGUCAGACCAAAGGACCUGGCACCACGGCCAAACCGUCAGAGCAGCUGUUCUUCCUCAAACUGGGCGGCCUCAUCAAAAACACGCUGCAGAAGUGCCAGAGAGAAAACGGCUUCAUAUACUUCCACAAGGUUCCAGCUGAGGCGCCCCAGCUGGAGCUGAAGGCCAGUUACGGCUUGGCUGAGCCAAUCCCCUUUGAGCUGCCGCCUCUCAGUGAGCAGUGCACCGCUGAAGUCUACGCCACCUUCGAUCUGACCAAGGGAGCCAAAAAUGACAAGGCAAAAGCCAAGGAGGAGGAGGUGAAACCAGUGAAGGAGCCAGAUCUGAAGCCUCAGAAGGACACGGGCUGCGUCCUCUCUUAAACGCUCCACACAUUCCAUCAUCGGCCUCAAGCUCCAGUUCCAUCUAUUGUAAUGAUGGCAUCCAUAUUCCCACUCAUAUAAACCUCCAUAGGAAAAAUGUAUUUUUUGUAAUAUUAAUCCAUGGUGUUCAACAUUUAUGCUGUGUGUUGUAUUUGCUGUGACAGCCAGAGCCAGUCCUCCUCCUCACAGCUCCUCUUUCAGAGAAAAGAUGUUUUUUCAGGCUGAAACAAUGACUUUGAAUGAAGUCUUUUCAUGAAGUUAUAACAAA